Penicillium crustosum is the source of this 273-nucleotide messenger RNA. RefSeq lists its product as uncharacterized. The coding region runs from base 1 to 273 and encodes 90 amino acids. NCBI's taxonomy places the organism in Eukaryota, Fungi, Ascomycota, Eurotiomycetes, Eurotiales, Aspergillaceae. The transcript is spliced from 2 exons. The record is from RefSeq and is a predicted model, not a curated record.
AUGUCCAACGAGCAAAACCCUGGACUUCUCGGCGGCCUAGGCGAUACCUUGGGCAAGACAGUCGGCGGCGUGACAAACACACUGGGAAGCACAGUUGGCGGCCUUGGUUCAACCGUUGGCAACGCAACAUCAGGACUUGGACAGACCGUCUCGGGUGCGACAGAGGGUGUCAGCAAUACAACGAAGAGCGCAGGACAGGGGGUGCAGAGUGGCGUCUCUAGUCUCGGGGGGCAGAAGCAGACCGGUGAUAACCCGCUUGGGUUGAGUAAAUAG